Penicillium taxi is the source of this 2052-nucleotide messenger RNA. RefSeq lists its product as uncharacterized. NCBI's taxonomy places the organism in Eukaryota, Fungi, Ascomycota, Eurotiomycetes, Eurotiales, Aspergillaceae. The coding region runs from base 1 to 2052 and encodes 683 amino acids. Gene Ontology annotation, molecular function: protein binding; ADP binding. The record is from RefSeq and is a predicted model, not a curated record. The transcript is spliced from 2 exons. Gene Ontology annotation, cellular component: kinesin complex.
AUGCCUGUGAUCGAAAAUUUCGUGGGUCGGGAAGCCGAGCUAGACCGCCUAUGGCAGUAUUUCAAGCCGACGGACUUCCAACGACGAAAGGUCGUGAUUCUUCAUGGGCUUGGUGGAAUCGGAAAAACGCAGCUAGCGGUUCAAUUCGCACGAGAACAUCAACAUGAUUUCACAGCUAUAUUCUGGUUAAGUGGUAAAGACCGAGGCACGCUCCUACAGUCAAUUAGCUCUGUCUUGCCUCGCUUACCUGGGCACUUACAGACUAACAAGGCAAUCGGUGACGAGGAGCUAGAACAACAAGCGAGACAAGUAUUGAAGUGGCUAGAAAGUGACGGUAAUUCUCGCUGGCUAAUCAUUUUUGAUAAUAUCGAUCAGUACUCUCCGAUCGAUAGCGGGAUUAGGAAUGCAUAUGACAUUGGAAAGUUCUUUCCCACCGCAGAUCAUGGCUCUAUUCUUAUCACCUCUCGACUUCAAGCGCUCACUGAACUAGGACAGUCUAUUCCAAUCCACAAACUUGACUCAAUGGAAUCAAUUCAGCUUCUCUUAAAGAACAGCGGCUUAUCGGAUAGCAAUAAUAUUAAGAAGCCUAGCGGUAAUCCAGAUACUCUUGCCCUCGCCGAGCGUCUUGAUGGAUUGCCAUUAGCGAUUGUUAUCGCUGCGGCAUUUAUGCGUCAGACUAGCACCAGCAUCGCUCGGUACUUAGAAUACUAUCAACAGUCAUGGUCUGAUCUACAAUCAAAUUCGAAUCCUGGGCGUCAAUACCUACAAGGAAACAUGCUACAGACAUGGAUGAUAUCAUACCAUGAGAUCCAAAAUCGAGCCCCAAACGCAGCAAAGCUUCUAUUACUACUUGCCCACUUCGAUCAUCGGGACAUCUGGUAUGAGUUAGUCCAAAAUGCAUCCCAUAGCCCUGAUGUUCCAGGCUGGCUCGAAGAAACUAUAUCAAGCGGACUUGCAUUCAAAGAUUGUGUAAAGCCCCUAAUCGAAUUCUCUCUUCUUGAGACGAAGCAGCAAGAAGGAGGCUAUACAAUGCACCCCGUGGUACAGGACUGGUGCUUUCAUAUUACUCGCAAUAAAAUGAAUGUGACUCCUAGCCAGCUUUGUGAACUGGCACUGAUAUCAGUCGGAUGGGCAGUUCCUAGUUCAAGCGAAAGGAAUUACUCAAAGUGUCAGCGACGGCUUAUUUCACAUGCAAAUUUCAUUCUUCGUGGUAAAUUCCAUGGUGAGAACGUUAGUAUAUGGGGGGCAUUUCAUAGGCUAGGGAGUCUCUAUAGGAAUCAAGGCAAGCUUAAGGAGGCAGAGGAGAUGUACCAGCGAGCACUGGCAGGCUACGAGAAAGUUCUAGGUCCAGAUCAUACGUCCACUCUCGAUACUGUGAACAAUUUUGGUCUUCUCUACUCUGAUCAGGGGAGGCUCAAGGAGGCAGAGAAGAUGUUCCAUCGAGCACUGGCAGGCUACGAGAAAGCUCUAGGUCCAGAUCAUACGUCCACUCUCGAUACCGUGAACAAUUUUGGUCUUCUCUACUCUGAUCAGGGGAGGCUCAAGGAGGCAGAGGAGAUGUACCAGCGAGCACUGGCAGGCUACGAGAAAGUUCUAGGUCCAGAUCAUACGUCCACUCUCGAUACCGUGAACAAUUUUGGUCUUCUCUACUCUGAUCAGGGGAGGCUCAAGGAGGCAGAGGAGAUGUUCCAGCGAGCACUGGCAGGUAGAGGGAAGGCCCUUGGUCUAGAUCAUCCGUCCACUCUCCAGACAGUCAACAAUCUUGGGAGUCUAUACUUAGAUCAGGGCAAGCUGAAAGAGGCAAAGGAGAUGUAUCAGCGAGCACUAGCAGGUAGGGAGAAGGCCCUUGGUCCAGAUCAUCUGUCUACUCUCCAGACAGUCAGCAAUCUUGGUAAUCUAUACUCAGCACAGGGCGAGGCGGAAGAGGCAGAGGGGAUGUAUCGGCGAGCACUGGCAGGCAGGGAGAAGGCCCUUGGUCUAGAUCAUCCGUCCACUCACCAGACAGUCAACAAUCUUGGGAGUCUAUACUCAGCACAGGGCAAGCCGAAAUAG